CAGCAAGCACACACACACACACACUCUCUAGAGAAAUGGCGAUGGCUAGGACGACGGCGCUCCUCCUCGUCGCCGCGGCUCUCCUGGCGGCCUCAUCCAGCGCAUGGGAGGUGAACAUCCAGAUGCCGGCGUCGGCGGCCGUGGACGAUGCUGUGGCACCGCUCAUCCACGCGCUGCGGCCGCUCCUGGGCUCCGGCAAGCAAGCCGGCGUGGCGUGCGAUAGCUGGCGGCUGGGCGUGGAGGCGCACAACGUGCGGGACUGGAAGACGGUGCCCGCCAGCUGCGAGGAUUACGUCGGCCACUACAUGGUCGGCGACCACUACCGCCGGGACUCCAAGGUCGUCAUCGACCAGGCCAUCGCCUACGUCGACUCCCUCAAGCUCGCCGGCAACGGCAAGGAGGUCUGGGUCUUCGACGUCGACGAGACCACCCUCUCCAACCUCCCCUACUACGCCAAGCACGGCUUCGGGGCUACACCGUUCAACUCAACAAGCUUCAGGGCGUACGCACGGGAGGGAAGCGCGCCGGCGCUCCCGGAGACGAAGCGGCUGUACAACAAGCUUCUCUCGGUCGGCAUCAAGCCGGUGAUCCUCACCGGACGGAGGGAGAACCUGAGGGCCUCCACCACCACCAACCUCCGCAGCCAAGGCUACUCCAGGUGGAUGAAACUGCUUCUGAAGCAGCAAGACUUCAGGGGUUCCUCAGUGACCUUCAAGUCCGGCGAGAGGCAGAAGCUGCAGGAUGCCGGUUACAUCAUUGUGGGCAACAUCGGUGACCAGUGGAGCGACAUCCUUGGUGCUCCCGAGGGCGCCCGCACCUUUAAGCUUCCCGACCCCAUGUACUACAUCGGCUAGUUUCAUCGCUCGUCAUCCAUGAAUAAGCUCCAUGCUCUUUAAUAAUUGUAUGCAUGCUUUGUCUGUAAUCCUUCCCCUGUUGUUGCUUGGUCAUUUUCCUUUGUUGAGAACUUGAGAUCAAUUACUUGUAUUAAUAAAUGUGUCCCACGGAAGGUGCAUGUUGUUUAA
Hordeum vulgare subsp. vulgare (domesticated barley) is the source of this 1022-nucleotide messenger RNA. Its product is annotated as acid phosphatase 1-like. The record is from RefSeq and is a predicted model, not a curated record. Lineage: Eukaryota; Viridiplantae; Streptophyta; Magnoliopsida; Poales; Poaceae. The transcript is spliced from 2 exons. Gene Ontology annotation, molecular function: acid phosphatase activity. Bases 36 to 854 code for a protein of 272 amino acids.